UGGAAGGCAGGCCUCCCUUUCGCAAUACGAGCUCGGAAGCGGGAGCUCUGCCUUCAGAGCACCAGACAUGUUCGUUCUGAUCCUACUGGUUAGUAUACUCUCGCAGUUAACUAUAACACGUGCAAGAUCUUUAGAGAGGAUUGAGAGAGUAGAAACAAAGGCCUGGCACCUGGCCAUGAACCUGAACCCGGCAGACGGGCACGUCAUGGGGUACGCUGUUGGUUGGGCUCAAGACAUCUUCAUUGGAACCUACACUGAGGCUCUGACUAAAGAUUACUUGAACCGAGUGAUCUGGAACCACCCCGUGAGCUACAUAGCCAUUGUGAGACACCAGGGAGGGGAGGUGGACGCAGUGAAAGUGUUCCGAUUUACACAGAGUGGCAGGUCCCUUCUCUCCCGGUUCCAGGACAUGAACCCGGGCAGGGACGUGGUUACGGAGGGUGGUCCUCUCCAAGAGAGCGUAAGCAAGAAUGCUCAGAACAUGGGAGACGACCCGAUAUUUUCUGUGGGAGGAGACUUGGCUUUCAACUGGGCAUAUACCGAUAAUGGACACAGGAUCGUGAUGACAGGAGGGUUUCUGUCACCUACCGGUGUUAAUGACGACAACACCCACGGACUGGGAAACGACUUUCACUGCAACCCCCUCACCGGAGUCUCUCUCAGUGACCGCUGGCCUCACGAGAUAUCCAACAUCCAAAAUUGCCCAAAUACCUUGUGGAGUACAUCGUGCAAAGUUCAGCUGCAGGGCAGUGACGCGGGGACGCAGAUUGGCAGUAACCUGAUGAGCGGACCUGUUUACGGGAACUAUGCCAUCUACGUGUCUGAAGACGCGACAUCAUUCCGGGACCCGGACAGAAGCUGGAACUUGAAAUGGAAGUUGAAAACAAACUCACAUUCUUUGGCUAAAAAUUAACUUAUGUUGUCAAGCAUUCAACGGUGUUCGUUGAAUAUAAGAUAUUAUGUAGUUAUAUCCUAGGUGUCUAGGUAUUAUUUUUUGGGUUUAAAUACUUAUCUUUAUAAACUUUAUUAAAAUUGUGCGAUAAAAUUGUAGUAUGAUAUAAUGUCU
Messenger RNA from Bolinopsis microptera, 1066 nucleotides. RefSeq lists its product as uncharacterized. The coding region runs from base 68 to 913 and encodes 281 amino acids. The transcript is spliced from 2 exons. Lineage: Eukaryota; Metazoa; Ctenophora; Tentaculata; Lobata; Bolinopsidae. The record is from RefSeq and is a predicted model, not a curated record.